AUGGAGGUCAAGAAAAAACUUGAAAAAAGAUAUUGUUAUAUUCCUCAACAGUUAGUUGAAGAUAUAGUUCGUGAAUGUAAAGUAUGUAUUACUCGACGAACUUCUAAACGAAUUCCACCAAUGUGUCCUAUUGUUUCUGAAGGUUUUUUAAAUCAUGUUCAAAUCGAUACAAUUGAUAUGACGACUAUUCCUGAUAGAGAAUAUAAAUAUAUUUUUCAUAUUAGAGAUCAUUUUAGUCAAUUUUCUUAUGCAGAACAAGCUCAAUCUAAAUUAGCUAAAGAAGCUGCCGCAAUAUUUCUUAACUUUUGUUUUAUAUAUGGUCCUCCUGCAAUUCUUCAUACUGAUAAUGGUGAAGAAUUUAUUGGUAAUACCUUUAAACAAAUGUUAAGUUUUUGGCCUACAAUAAAAAUGGUUUAUGGUCGUCCUCGAAAUCUACAAUGUCAAGGUCUUGUAGAAAAAGGAAAUGAUAUUCUUCAAGUAAAACUUGGUUCUUGGAUGGAAGAAACGGGUAAAAAUGAUUGGAGUCUUGGUUUAAAAUAUAUUAUUUGGGCAAUGAAUAAUCAAUACUGUUCUUUUCAUAAAACAAUACCUUAUAAUAUGAUAUUCGGACAAUUUCCUCACAAUGAAACAAAUAUGAGUAAUAUUUUAACAACAGAAGAUAAUUGCAAAAAUAAAUUAGAAAGUUUUAUUACAAAAGAAAAUUCUAGAUUAAAUAGUUUUGAAUUAGAAGAUUCCGAAAUGGAUGAUUCUAAAUCAGAAAAUUCAAAUUUUAAUAAUUCUGAAAAUAAUUCUGAAAUGACUAUUAUAUCAAAUUACAAUAAUGAAAUUAUUGAAUCUGAUAAUAUUAAUAUUCAAGAAAUUGAAGAAACAGUUGAAAGGUGA
Molecule: messenger RNA, 882 nt
Organism: Acaulospora morrowiae
Lineage: Eukaryota; Fungi; Glomeromycota; Glomeromycetes; Diversisporales; Acaulosporaceae
Source: the annotation of a GenBank genome assembly